Budorcas taxicolor (takin) is the source of this 540-nucleotide messenger RNA. It is a transcript of the gene DYNLT5, whose product is annotated as dynein light chain Tctex-type family member 5. Lineage: Eukaryota; Metazoa; Chordata; Mammalia; Artiodactyla; Bovidae. The record is from RefSeq and is a predicted model, not a curated record. Gene Ontology annotation, molecular function: dynein intermediate chain binding. Gene Ontology annotation, biological process: microtubule-based movement. Bases 1 to 540 code for a protein of 179 amino acids. The transcript has 4 exons. Gene Ontology annotation, cellular component: cytoplasm; cytoplasmic dynein complex.
AUGAUGAUGUCAGACAUCGCUAAAGACAGAACCGCUCACUUGCUGAAGAAGAGGGGCAGUGUGUCUUCCCUAAGUAGUCAUGAGUUCCGUCGGAAGGAACCUCCUGGGCGUACCAAAGACUCUAUGAGUACAGUGUCCUAUAUGGAUGAACCUUGCCAGCCUGAAGAUGCCUCUCGCCUCACAGUUCACAUGGAAAACACUUAUCAAAUGGGUCCUACCCAACAUUUUCCUGUGGUCAUUGUCAAUCAUAUUCUGAAAGAUGUGCUAACUACCUACCUACAAGAAGAACAGUAUGAACCAGAACUCUGUAGACAGAUGACUAAAACCAUUUCUGAGGUUAUUAAGGCCCAGGUCAAGGACUUGAUGAUCCCACGAUAUAAGCUAAUUGUGAUCGUUCACAUUGGACAACUGACUGGUCAGAGCAUACUGAUUGGAAGCAGAUGCCUUUGGGAUCCUAAAAAUGAUGCCUUUGCAUCUUUCGUUUUCAGAAAUUCUUCCCUCUUUGCUCUUGCAAAUGUCUACACAGUUUACUUUGAAUGA